Molecule: messenger RNA, 642 nt
Organism: Ostertagia ostertagi
Lineage: Eukaryota; Metazoa; Nematoda; Chromadorea; Rhabditida; Trichostrongylidae
Source: the annotation of a GenBank genome assembly
AUGGUCACCCAAUUGCCUUCAGGCUAUGGAAACUUUGACAAGCGAUGCCGUGAGCAAGCGAAUAUCACAUUUGAUAUAUUUCUUUCCAGAGUCACUGAGCAAGCACUUCGAUUCGGAUUCCAGAAUAAUGCGAAGAUCCUGUGUGGCGAUAUGUUAUUCUCCGGUCACACCGUGGCAGUAGUGACAAGUGCCCUUUUUGUCGCGUACUACUUGCCUCCACGGCUGCAGUUCCUACGGUGGAUUCCAUACCUCCUCGCCGCAUCCGCAGCAACUUGUUUGAUUAUAUCUCAUACGCACUAUACUAUUGAUAUCCUCGUUGCAUACUGGCUGUCGAAUUUUGUUUUCCGGACGUACCACGCGUUUUGUGAGAUCGACAUCGUCAUACAGCGGAGGAACUCCAUACUCUAUGGGAACUCGAUGCUUUGGAUUGUCGAAUGGCUUGAGGACGAUAUCGCCUCCGGAAAAGCAACAAACAAGUUCGAAUCUCCGUUUGACGGUCUCUUCCGCGAGCUGCGUCAAGGUCGAUGCGGCGAAGGACUACAUGGAAGAACUCAUGAGCAGCACGUACGUGGAGUUGUGGAGCUACAGCGACCACGCGGUGAGGUGACCAGUAGGGGUCAGCACCGUCGCCGCAGCGCUUAA